Oikopleura dioica is the source of this 642-nucleotide messenger RNA. The record is from the annotation of a GenBank genome assembly. Lineage: Eukaryota; Metazoa; Chordata; Appendicularia; Copelata; Oikopleuridae.
AUGAAACUGUUAGGCUUGACCUAUGGUUUGACUCAAGCCAAAUCGACUGAGUCUGGAAUCGAACGAAUGGUUGACGCAAGAAGAUACGACCAAUUCGAAGGAAUGGCAAAAGUUUUCGAUGGGUCUUUUGACAAACGAGUCAUUACGAGAUACGGCUGCAACUGCCCCCACAUUGGCGAUCGACCACUGUCUGAUCCCGGAAAAGGAGCUCCAGUUGAUCCUCUUGAUCGUGUUUGCCUCUCAUUCAAGCAAUGCACAAAAUGCGCGAAAGAGCGAUUCGGCGAAGAGUGCAUUUCCGAAUUCCAGCGAUAUUCUUACUCCGAGUUCAAAAACGGCUACUUUAACGACAUUCAAUGCAACGACGAUCGCGGUAGCUGUCAUCGAGCGUUGUGCGAAUGCGACAGAAUGUUUGCACAGACCCUUUCGUUGGUUGAUAAAUCUACAAUUGAUACUGGAACUUUUGGUUUUGAAUCGGACUUUGACGCUGAUGCCAUGUGCAGAUGGGGCGGAGGUUCGCCAAAAUUAGAAUGCUGCUGGGGUGGGGACACGCCUUUCGCUCUUUAUGCUCCAGAAUACAGACAAUGCUGCGAGGACGGAUCUACCAAGCCUUUCAGUCAGCCCUGCAAAGCGUCAGUUUACUAG